AUGUCGGGAUGUUCUGAGCACACUACCACUACUGCAUCUGCUGCACCAAAGUGUGCAGUCAGCACACCGAAGAAAUCAAGGAAACGAGUGCGAUUUUCGGAUCCAGGUCCUCGACUUCUGGAUCAUGAUAGCUGCUCGACUGGCUUGACGCCGGCUAUGCAGCGAACUUCAUUUGAUGCUGGAUUGCCAGGAUCUGGAGACCGCACGCCUAGCCGGAAAGCCCGCCGCCGUUCGGCUCCAACGCCUCGGCUUCGACGAUCAUUUGACCCGGUGGAGCCUUUUGAUGAUACAUCAUCGGAGCGUGUGGUUCAGUUCACUCCUCUGCGGCAGAUCCUGGACACGCGUACCAAGCGGAGGAUCCGACGAAUCGGGCUGAGUGAUGAAAUCAACCACAUUCAGCGUGAGAAGCGCGAGGUUGCGACUUUUGAGAAAACUCUGGCAGCAUUGAUUCGAGAGAGAGAUAAUCUGCAGCAGGAGUUGACUUCCUUGAAGCAGAGUUGGGAAACUCCAGAAGACCAGUUACCAUCUUAUGAGUCUUUUUGGAUGUCUUCUCAGGUUCGAGCUCGAGAGGUCGAAGAGCAGACAACGUUACUAUGUGAUGGGGUCUCCGUAACCUCGAACCGAUGCUUGGAUGAGGAUGUAUCGUCUGUUGAAAAUGAUGGGGACACGUUCAUGCUUAAUGAGAGUGCCAUCAUCGCUUCUAAUUCACCCGUCUUCCGAAGUCGACGCAACAUCCACCCGCCUAGCCCCGAAAGACUUGGUUUAUUCGAUGGCCCGGACUAUGAUGCCACCGUUCAGGCACCUAUGGAGGAUACCCAUGAAGAUACCGAUAUGCAAACCUUGACCCUCGACCUGGAGGCUGCGAGAAAUGAGAAGCAAGAUUUGUUUAACGCAUGCCGCUCACAAAUGUCUACUCUGGAGAACUCUGAAUUGGGUGAAAGUCUCCGCAAAUCGUCUCCACCUCCUAACUUCAUCGAGAAUAUUCUGGCCACGCUGACGGCCGCUUUAUCUCGCGCAUCGGAUGCCACCAAGACUCUUGAAGGAAUCAGCCAAGAGUGCUCAAGCUUGGGUUUCUCCGGACAUAGCAUGGAUGAUGUGCUCUCUGAUAUUAGAAGCCAGUUCCGCUCUGCACGCCUUGAGCUCGAGCAUGCUGUUCCAGGGGAGACAGCUGACGCACCCCUCGGGGAUGGGAAAGCCACGUUAUGUGCCCUGGUAGAACAAGUGAAAUCGUUGGCGAAAGAGCUCAAAUCAGAGCGCAAAUAUCACCACGGCUCACUGGGUCGUGAAAGAGCCCUUCGUGGACAAUUUGACAACUUAUUAUACCGUUAUGAAGCAGCCGCAGAGAAAAUCGGCAGCCUCGAGGAUUCCAUUGCAUCCUCUGCAGGAGACAUGCUUCACACCAGAAUGCGGAUGCAAGACCUCGAGCAAGAAGACCAAGAGAAGACUGUUGGGAUUGACAGAUUGAAUACAGCAUUGGAAAAGUACCACGAAGAUGUGAAGAGUCUCGAAGAUUUGGUCAGCAAAAUGGAGGAUGAGAACGUCGCGAUUAAAUCAAAGUACCGAGCGCAAAUCUCUGCUCUCCGAGAGCAGGUUUCCCACGAACGCAAACAACGAUCGACCGCCGAGUUCUCCGCUUCCGAGUAUGAAUCUCGCAUCCGCCAGCUCGAGGAAAUUGUUGAGAGGAACCACACUCGUGCGUCUGACCUUACAGCCCAAUUCGAGGCUCUGGAGAAAGAGCACCAGACAGCCCUGCAAGAAAAAGCACAAGAUCAGCAAAAACAUGCCCAAGAAACGGGUUACCUGAACGUGCGUAUCUCCAAACUCGCCACAUCUCUCGAUGUCAUUCGAUCGGAGGCCCAACGCCUCCGCCAGAUAAACAAUGGCCUCGAGCAGCAAUUGCAAAUUGAGCUGGAGGCCCGUGAUGAGCUGCUGAAUGAGUGGGCGGCCGAGCAGGCGCGCUCCUUUGCUCAUAUGAAAGAAACCGUCAACUCUGAACGUCGUCGAGCGAAGGUUCGCGCGGCUAACUGGGACCUCAAGUCUGAUGAUCUCAUGUCUGAUGGUACCACGAUCGCAGGAAGUGAACCUAUAACGCCGGUCAGCAUGACGCGCUUUGUUGAUGUCGAGAUGGGGAGGGGUAAGGAGCGCAGGCGCAUGGAUAGUGGCGUUGGGAUUCUUACUGGAGAGGAGCUCCUGGAGAGCGAAGGCAUUUCAGAUAUUGGCCUGCCAACGUCAAAUCUUGUUGAUUUUUAA
Messenger RNA from Penicillium odoratum, 2250 nucleotides. RefSeq lists its product as uncharacterized. Lineage: Eukaryota; Fungi; Ascomycota; Eurotiomycetes; Eurotiales; Aspergillaceae. Bases 1 to 2250 code for a protein of 749 amino acids. The transcript has a single exon. The record is from RefSeq and is a predicted model, not a curated record.